AUGUGGCGACCACUGGACAUGAUGACUUAUUUUUGUCUGACAAUCAUUCUUUUGGUGAUGUUAGAGGUGAGUAUGUAGAGUAUAUAUUAUUAUCAGUCUGUCGGGAAAAUAGUGAGCACGUGUUUUUUACACGGUUUAGGGCUCGACAAAUGUCCAUGCACUUUAUGAAAAUACUAAUAUCAGUCUGCCGGGAAAAUAUCAGUCUGUCGGAAAAAUAACGGCGGAUCGUCGCAUCAAAAUGUCUCGCUUCGCCGCUGUCGCGCACCAAAUCCCAAGCCGCGGCCUGCAGUCGCAAAGCGAUGAUGAGCGAUUCCGAGGCGCGACGAUCCGCCGUUUUUUUCCCGACAGACCGAUAAUGAACACUCUGUCGCAUCGAAAAUCGCAUCGCCGAAAUGAAAAUGAAUUGUGUCGCGGUAAAUUCAAAUUCUCUUUUUAUCAGUCUGUCGGGAAAAUAACGGCGGGUUGUCGCAGCAAAAUGUCUCGCCUCGCCGCUACUAGUCCGUCCGUAAAGUCGCUGGAAUGUUUUCGGCGACAUGCACCCCGCGAAACCGAAAGUUCACUUUGCACUGUGCAAUUUUUGGCUUUUUGCACAGUGCAAUGAGCUUUUUUGGGACGUCGCUCGCACCCUGAGUUUUCUUGCACAGUGCGCGUCGCCGAAAUCAUUCCAGCGACUUUACGGAAGGACUAGUACUAGGCGGGCCAAAAAGUCUUGACAUGUUUUCGCACCGUGCGGGCGCAUAAAUUCGGUGUCGCGACGAGGUGUCGCGCGAUAAAACCUUUGGCGGGGUGCGAAUGAAGAGUGCACUGUGCGUUGUUUACCCUUUUUCAAAACAAUCUUUUUGCACUGUGCGGUGUCGCAUUGCACCGUAAAUUGUUCUUGUCGCUGCGCGACAAAUUUCAUGCACGACGGCGCACUGUGCAGACAUGUCAAGACUUUUUGGCCCGCCUAGUAUCGCGCACCAAAUCCUAAGUCGCGACUUGCAGUCGCAAAGCGAUGAUGGGCGAUUCCGAGGCGCGACGAUCCGCCGUUAUUUUCCCGACAGACUGAUAUCGGCACAACGACAUUGCUCAUUAUUUUCCCGACAGACUGAUUUUUUUCAUUUUCAUAUCAGUCUGUCGGGAAAAUAACGGCGGAUUAUCGCAGCAAAAUGUCUCGCCUCGCCGCUAUCGCGCACCAAAUCCAAAGCCGCGGCUUGCAGCCGCAGAGCGAUGAUGGGCGAUUCCGAGGCGCGACGAUCCGCCGUUAUUUUCCCGACAGACUGAUAAAGUGCAUGGGCAUUUGCCGCGCCCGCACCGUGCAUAAAAAACCUUCCAUCUUGCACCGUGCAUUUUUUAUUUUUUGGGGUUUUGCACUGUGCGGCGAAAUGUCGCUACUUCGCACUGUGCAUUUUCAACUUUUUUCCAUGCUUGUCGCUAACGCCCAGUGCAGCGGAUUUCGCUCUUUUCGCACAGUGCAAACCGCAAAAAAGCCGUUUGCACUGCAAAAAAUUUUGGGCGCCGACGCAGCGAAACGUUUGAAACUUGCUCGAGCGAUAGUUCAAAUGCACAGUGCGAAAAAAACAAAAAAAAAAGUGAAUUGCACGGUGCAAGAUGGAGGGUUUUUUGUGCACGGUGCGGACUGCAACAAGAGUCCGUGUCCUGUACUUUAUGAAGAUCAAAUCAGUCUGUCGGGAAAAUAAUGAGCACCCUGUCGUAUUGAAAAUGAAAUGUGUCCCGGGAAAAUCAAAUUCAGCGACCCGACGGGCACAACGACAUUGUGCUCAUUAUUUUCCCGACAGGCUGAUAGUAUCUUCAUAAAGUAAUUAAUAAGACGCUGCACAGCAAAUUAUCGAACAGUAUCAAACGAUUUUUCCAUGUUUCAACAAAAAUUUUGAUUCCAGACAACUGCUCUGCCCACAGAAUCUACAACAUCAUCAACGCCGCAGCUGGAAGAGACCUCGUCUCUGGCUCGGCCACCAGAGAAUUCUCUACUGAUCACACUACCCUAUAACCACAAUAUUCUCAUCGCAAACUCAACAGACCACCCGUUAAAUCAGCGAAAACUUGAUGCGCAAAAGUCGAGUCAUACGAAGAAAUUGAAUCGCCAGAAACGCCAAUACUUUGGCGGUGGAUGUUGCGGGUUAAUGCAGCCGAACCCAAUCUGUUGCCCGGUGCCGUUCCCAGCACCAGUGCCGUUGCCAAUGCCCAUGCCGGUGCCUUUACCGGUGCCAGUGCCGGCUCCGGUGCCGGUUCCGGCUCCGGUUCCGAUUAUUCAUGUAAGUGGAGUUUUUGGAGCUUCGACAUUUCAAAAACAGUUAGUACUCCUAGUGCGAAACUCAGAUUUUUUUAAAAUUUUGUACACGACUUAGGCAUAGGCCAUAUAUCAAUGUCCGAAAAUUUUAUCUUACACUUUACAGGCGCAGCCGAGAUACUGAAAUUUUUGGCCGAGAGAGUACGCGAAAGGCGGAGUGGUCAGAGAGAAACACACUUUUUGUCCAUAUUUUUGCCAGUUUUAAGCAGAAAAAAUUGAUUUUUUGUGGACACAUUUCCCUCUGUUGUAGAAAUAGCCAUGCAACUUUUUAUGGUGAAAUUAGAAAAAAAUUUUUUUUGAUUUUCUCAUUUUUUGACAAAAAAUUUCGAUUGUUUCUGCAUAGCGCGAGCUUGGAGUCUCGCGUGAGUCAUACCGAAGAUUUAUCUAAAUUUACCUCUAGUUUCAUCGAAAUCUGAACAUCGUAUUUGGAGUACUUUACUCGUUAGCCACAAAAAAUUGAAUGGACCAACCAUGAUGACUAUCAGUCUGUCGGGAAAAUAAUGAGCACUCUGAGUUGCACCAAUUGCAUCGCUGAAGUGAGCAAUUUGAUUUUGCGGCGACGCAAUUCAUUUUCUCGUCGGCGAAGCAAUUUUCGAUGCGUCAGAGUGCUCAUUAUUUUCCCGACAGCCUGACUAAUCUCUGUAUGUCAAGUUUUACGUAUAAUAUGUGGCGGAGAAUAAUGUUGUGUAAAAAUUAAAAGGUUUUCUUCCCAAUUUAGCCCUAUCCCUAUCCGUCAUUCAAUCCGUUUCUUCAGAACUGCUGUUCGUGCUGUAUGCCGAUUUGCGCACCGACUUGUAUACGGACUUGUGGACUUGGAGGCCUUGGGAUUGGAGGGCUCGGUGGACUUGGCGGCCUAGGUGGUCUCGGCGGACUUGGUGGACUAGGCCUUGGCGGACUGGGCGGCGGACUAUUUGGAGGCUGUGGAGGCUACGGAUUACCAUUCAGAGGCAGACGAAUUUAA
Bursaphelenchus xylophilus (pine wood nematode) is the source of this 3251-nucleotide messenger RNA. The record is from the annotation of a GenBank genome assembly. Lineage: Eukaryota; Metazoa; Nematoda; Chromadorea; Rhabditida; Aphelenchoididae.